ACGGAACCGGAAGACGAAUGAGCGAAUCACAACUUCCACACAUGUGUGGCAUAAGAGGCUCUCUUCCGCCGCUUACAACGUUGAGGUAUUUCGGUGUGAAGUUAUUAACAUUAUUGAAUUUUAAUAUUGCCCAGUAGCGGUCGGACUUUGAAUCCGUGUCGGCUGCGUUGACAAGAUGGCGGAAAUCGUUCAGCAGCGGAUUGAGGACAGAAUCCCUGAGUUGGAGCAGCUGGAGAGAGUGGGACUGUUCACCAAGAAAGAAGUCAAGUCCAUAAUCAAGAGAGUGACUGCCCUGGAGUACAAGCUCCACAGGUUGAUGGUAAACAAGGAAGACUUCAUUGCAUACAUCCAGUAUGAAAUCAACGUUUUAGAGCUGGUCAAGAAGAGACGUGCACACAUACAUUACCAGUUCAAAAGAGAGGAGAUUGAGUUCCCCAUCAUCCACAGAAUAAACAGUAUCUUCAGAAGAGCAACGAAUAAGUGGAAGGAUGACAUACAGUUGUGGCUUUCACAUGUUGCGUUCUGUAAGAAAUGGGCCACCAAAGGCCAGAUCAGCAAGGUCUUCUCAUCCAUGCUUGCUAUCCACCCUGACAAACCAGCCCUGUGGAUCAUGGCUGCCAAGAGUGAGCUGGAGGACAGAAAUUCUUCCGAGAGUGCCAGACACUUGUUCCUGAGGGCGCUACGUUUCCACCCAAACAAUAAGAAGGUCUACCAGGAGUAUUUCCGCAUGGAGCUGCUGCACUCUGAGAAACUGAGGAAGCAGAAGGAGGAGCUGGAGAAGGCUGAAAUUGACCUAGGCGAAUACGAGUUUUCUCCAGAAAUCCUGAGCGGUAAACUGGCAGAGGUCAUUUACAGAGAGGCUACAAUGAAAAUCAAAGAAGCAGAGUUUGUCAUCUCACUUCUAUCCAUAGCAGCCAUCUUUGACUUCACCAAAGAACUUCAGGACUCCAUCCUGCAAGACUUACAAACUAACUACAUGGAGGACAGCUUGACCUGGGAUUUUAUGGCUAAGAAGGAGCUGGAGGCUCCAGGGGCUGGAGAGGAGCUCCAGUCCGCCAAAGGCCGGGCAUCAGACAUCAACCGCAGAGAGGAGCGCUGCUGCCAGGUCUAUGAGGAGGGUCUCAAGAACCUCAACACUGAGCCCAUGUGGACUUGUUAUGUGGCCUUCUGCUUGGAAAGGCUGAAGAGGAAGACCAGUGUUAAAGAGCUGAAGGAAAAGAGGCAGGAGAGGCUGCUGGGAGUGCUGCAACGCGCCCAUGACUCGUCAUUGCUGAAGGAAAAUUAUUACAAGAACUGGCUUCAGAUCCUGCUCUCAUCUGGAGAUGCUGAGGGGGCAGCUAGUGUUGCCAUGAUGGCCACACAGCGCUACAGCCAGUCGGUGUCAGUGUGGAGUCUGAGUCUGCAGACGCUAAUGGAGCUGGGGAGAGGAGAUGUAGACAGGCUUUUCCAAGAUGCUCUCACUCACAUUAAUCCCAAGGAGAGUCUACCGCUGUGGCAGCUGCAGGUCCAGUGGAGCAUGGCCAAUCAAAGUGCUGAAGAGACAGAGGCCAUCUUCAAGAGAGGUGUGCUGUCUGCAGUGGCGGCUGUUGCCAUGGAGAUGAAAGAGCGCUACGUCGAUUGGUCCUACUCCACUGGUGGUUACAAGAAAGCUAGGAAGACCUUUACAAGCUUACAAGAAAACCGUCCUUUGUCCAAGCAAUUUUUCACCAGAAUGAUUGAAAUCGAGAAGGAACAAGAGACUCCAAAGAUGAACAAUCUGAGAGAUUACUAUGAGAGAGCACUCCAGGAGUUCGCCUCGUCAGAUGACGAUCUGUGGCUGCAAUACAUCCAAGAGGAGCUGGGUCCACUCGGCCAGCCAGAGAACUGUGGCAAGAUCCACUGGAGAGCCAUGAAGUUUCUCGAGGGGGAGAGUGUGGAGAGAUUCACUUCCAAGUACACUCUGCUACAGACUGGACACUUAUGAGUGACCCUUUAAGGUCCAAGCAGUUCAGAACAGGGCCUGCAGGUUGAGUAGUUCACCAGAUGAAGAAGCAUCACAAGUUUUGGAGUGCAUGUUCCUCUUGGUCCAGAAGCAGACUUCAUCCCUGUUCAUGAAUUGUCUCAUUGUUGAAAGCCAGUUUCUGGUGUCCAUUAGGAAUGAGCCUGCUGAUUCUUCUGAAGUGGUUCCAGACAGUUUUAAGAAAUAUUUCAACUUUGGUGUUCCAAAGUCUGUACAGGAGAUUUAGUACUAUAAAGAGGUCCAGCUGAUUUAAAAUCCACCUUUAUUUGGCAAAAAAAACAUUGAUGCUGUUAUGAUGAUAUUAAAACAGUCUUUUCAUUAA
Mugil cephalus (flathead mullet) is the source of this 2321-nucleotide messenger RNA. It is a transcript of the gene utp6, whose product is annotated as UTP6 small subunit processome component. The record is from RefSeq and is a predicted model, not a curated record. The transcript is spliced from 19 exons. Gene Ontology annotation, molecular function: protein binding; snoRNA binding. The coding region runs from base 176 to 1963 and encodes 595 amino acids. Lineage: Eukaryota; Metazoa; Chordata; Actinopteri; Mugiliformes; Mugilidae. Gene Ontology annotation, biological process: maturation of SSU-rRNA from tricistronic rRNA transcript (SSU-rRNA, 5.8S rRNA, LSU-rRNA). Gene Ontology annotation, cellular component: Pwp2p-containing subcomplex of 90S preribosome; small-subunit processome.